Messenger RNA from Enterobius vermicularis (human pinworm), 1134 nucleotides. The record is from the annotation of a GenBank genome assembly. NCBI's taxonomy places the organism in Eukaryota, Metazoa, Nematoda, Chromadorea, Rhabditida, Oxyuridae.
AUGGCAUUUCAAAGCAGGUUACCACUAGCCAAAGCUGUCGUCGACCAGUUCAUGAAAUUAGACCCAGUUAAAGGGUUAUGUCAGGCUACAUAUGUAUGGAUUGAUGGAACUGGUGAGAACUUGAGGUCGAAGACAAGGACUAUGAAAAAGAUUCCUGGCUCUUUCCAAGAGUGUCCAAUGUGGACUUAUGAUGGAUCAUCGACAUUCCAGUCGCAAGGGGGUAAUUCAGAUAUGCAUUUGAAACCUGUGGCCAUGUACCCAGAUCCUUUCCUUGGUGGAAAUAAUAAACUAGUGCUGUGCGAGACCUAUGAUUCUGAAAUGAAACCAGCUAGUAAUUUUUCACAUUAUGCUAGUAGAACUGUAAAAAACGGUUUUGAGAGAACAGCGUGCAAUAACAUAAUGUCAAAAUUCCUCAAUGAAAAAAUUUGGCUCGGGAUGGAACAAGAGUAUCUCCUUCUUGACAGAGACGGAUAUCCUCUUGGCUGGCCUAAGAAUGGCUUUCCUGAGCCGCAGGGCAAAUAUUAUUGCGGCGUAGGUACAGAUAAAGUUGCUGGGAGAGAAGUCUGUGAGACCCAUUACAGAGCAUGUCUUCAUGCUGGACUGGAAAUUUUCGGCACUAAUGCUGAAGUGACUCCUGCUCAGUGGGAGUUUCAGCUUGGUACUUGUGAAGGCAUAUCAAUGGGAGAUCAGUUAUGGAUGGCUCGUUACUUGCUACAUCGUGUUGCGGAAAUGUAUGGUGUCAUCGUGAACCUAGAUCCGAAACCAUCUGUUACUGCUGGUGAUUGGAACGGAGCUGGAUGCCACUGCAAUUUUUCAACAGAAGCUAUGAGGUCUGAAGGAGGUCUCAAAAUUAUUGAAGCAGCAAUGCCAAAACUGGAGGCGAAACAUGCUGAGCAUAUGGCAGUCUACGACCCUCAUGGUGGCAAAGAUAACAUGCGUCGUAUGACGGGCAGGCAUGAGACUUCACGACACGAUCAGUUCUCAUGGGGCAUUGCAAACAGGGGAUGCUCUGUGAGGAUUUCUCGUCAAGUGGCGGAAGCUAAAAAAGGGUUCUUGGAGGAUCGUAGGCCCGCGUCGAACUGUGACCCCUACCAGGUGAUUGGGAAGCUAACGAAAACCAUUCUUAUGGACUAA